AUGGCAGUGAUUAAGAAACAAGACGCAGAGGAUCAAAGACUUAAAGAUAAAGGAGACAAAUACAAGAAGUCUGUCAAAGGAAAGACAGCUUUACCAAGAACCAGAAAAGCUAAAGCUGCUCCCAAGAAGAAGACUUUGGAUUCCGAUGAUGAUGAUGACUAUGAGCCUGCGAUGCCAAAGAAGGCAACCACCAAGAAGGCAGCCGCUGCUGUUGAACCGAAACCAAUCGCACCCAAACCAGCAGCCAAGAGAAAGAAGGAUGAGGCUUCACCUUCUUUGGAUGCCUUUGUCACCAAAUCGAUAAGUGACGCCGGUAACAUUCCAGGUUUGAGCUGGUGA
Heterostelium album PN500 is the source of this 339-nucleotide messenger RNA. RefSeq lists its product as uncharacterized. The coding region runs from base 1 to 339 and encodes 112 amino acids. Lineage: Eukaryota; Evosea; Eumycetozoa; Acytosteliales; Acytosteliaceae. The record is from RefSeq and is a predicted model, not a curated record. The transcript has a single exon.